This is a messenger RNA of Xyrauchen texanus (razorback sucker), 3082 nucleotides long. RefSeq lists its product as uncharacterized. Gene Ontology annotation, molecular function: protein binding. The record is from RefSeq and is a predicted model, not a curated record. Gene Ontology annotation, biological process: integrin-mediated signaling pathway; T cell receptor signaling pathway; protein localization to plasma membrane. Bases 70 to 2502 code for a protein of 810 amino acids. The transcript is spliced from 16 exons. Gene Ontology annotation, cellular component: plasma membrane. NCBI's taxonomy places the organism in Eukaryota, Metazoa, Chordata, Actinopteri, Cypriniformes, Catostomidae.
GUCUGAACGCGUUGUUUGAGUUCCUCGAAUAACUUCGUAUUAUGCAAUAUAUAAAGUGGUAAAACAGCAAUGGAACAGGAAGUCUCCCACUUCAAAUCCAUAAGGGCAAAGUUCCAAGAGGAGAUCCAAGUGAGAAACCGACCAUUGUUACCUGAGAAACCCAAACGCCUCCCAACAGCAUCUGUAGGCCGCUCUGGUCCAUUGUCCACCAUGAGCUCCAGCUCAGCUGUGGACACCAAAACCCAUAGUCUUGCUCAUGUCAUUUUCAGAAAUGGAGAAGACCAGAAAGCACACUUAGGAAAACACCCUAUUUCGUUCCCCAGCUUUCCUUACGCAACUCAUGAACCCCAUCGAUGUGGAGAUGGUGGGAACCGGCAGUCGCUUAAAGUCCGGCAUCUGCCACUCAUGUUGCCAUUUUCAAAUGAGCCAAAGCAUGAUUCUGUAACUCCUUCAUCAAAGGCAAUCACCUCACCUUUCAAGUACAUCAAGAAACCCAUGCCGGCACCAUUCAAGCCUACCAUAAUUUCAAUGUUUGGCAAAGAGAUUGGAAGAAAUGGUGGAGAGCAUAUGAAACACGGCAAUUUUCAGGCAGUAGAAUCCAGCAUAAAGGCUGUGAAUACAGAAGCUGGAGAGAUCCACCAGGCUAGGGUAUCAGAUCCUGGAUCGUCGGGUCACAGUUCAGAGCAACCAUCUUCAUCUUCUCCAAGCGAAUCGCUGACAGAUUCAUCUCCUGGUAGUGUUACGCAGUUCUUUGACCAGCACGUCCUGAGCACACUCGAGAAAGCCAAGAGGAAGCUUUCCCACAAGAACCUGCUGAUGUGUGGUCGACCAAAGGGCUUCUACUAUAGUAAAUUUGUAGUUCCCUCUGAGAGUUCUCCAUCUUCUACUGAAUCUGAGAACCCAGAGACAGUGUUACCUUUCCAGCCAAGACAUUCCACCUAUGGUGUACCUGUCUAUGCCUCCACUUCUCCAUUGAAGAUCAAUGGAGCAUCAGGCAGUGCUAUCCUUGGUAUGGAGCUAAAUGGUGUCACAAAGCCUGAAAGGGAAUGUUCUCGAGCACGCAAACCUCUUCCUGACCUCACAUCCUUGGGACCUCUGCCCACAAAGCCCCCUCGACCUCCAUAUGUGGAUCUCAGCAGAUAUAAAACUCGAGCGCAUGUCAUUGAUUCAAGUGAAAUAAUUCCUAUUGAAUUUGUACCGGAGGCUGAGAUUUUGGCUGUCAGUAAUGCACCACUUGAGAAUGCAACUGUGCCGCCCCCUGAAUUUCCAGAUUUUGACAUUCCUACACCAGGAGACACAGACAGUAGCGCCAUAAAUCUAGCAGCCCUGGAAUUAGAGGCGACUGAAUUUCCUGAGUCUGACUCCUUGCCUCCACUUCCUGUGCCAGAUGAAGACAAUAGUUUGGACUUUCAGACUGUGGUCAUGCGGUCAAGAGAUGGUCUCGCUGGAUCUAUAGAGUCAUCGAGAAGUGUAGAGAUCAUGACGUCUCUACAGUCAGUCGUUCCUCCAGAACCUGUGACCUCUGACCUCCAAAUGAAUGGAUCGCACACUGCUUUCAACUUGAGCAUUGAACACCAACUUCCACCAAUUUCUCAGCCUGGACAUUUACAUGAGAGUUGUGACAAUGUCUAUGAGGAUGUGGAAACAAUCCCCAAAUUCCCCUUUUCCCAAAACUCAAAGAAACGCAAAGGACCUCCAAAAAAUCCGUAUGCUGAUAGCAGCCAUGUGAAAGAAGAAACACGGAGGCAUAUAUGGCACAUCACUCAAUGGUCUAGUGUGACUGAAGAUCAAAAUGGGCAGACACAGCAUGACGGAAAGGAGCAGCAGAGCCCUGAUCACCACGAUGAGAAAGAGCAGAAAAAGAAAGAGAAACAGCGUCUGGAGAGAGAGAAGAAAGAUCAGAAAGAGAAGGAGAAAAAGAGAAAUGAGAUGCACAAAAAAUUUAAAAUCACUGGACUGGAGGAGCCCAUGUAUCACGCCAGAGUGCUGGUGGCCAGCAAACUCCGCAAACACAACCUGCCCGUUAAGAGCGGAGACGUCAUUAGUAUCAUACGAACCAUCAACUGCCCCAAAGGCAAAUGGCUUGCCAGGGACGCCAACAACAAAUAUGGCUACAUAUCUGUGAUGAAUGUGGAGUUGAACAUUAAAGAGAUGCUGGAGCUUGGAAAGAGGGUAUCACAGGCUGCCGGACGAGGACAAACUGAUGGAGAUAACAUCAGCUUCAGUAGCAGGUCCUCUCAUCAGAAUCCCAUGUUCACAAGCAGCUUCACCGAUGACAGUGAGGAAUGGACAUGUGAUGAAGAAACAUUGUCGCCAUCUGCUGACAAUUUGAGUCAGAACAGGGCUGUGUCUAUGCCUGACAUGUUUUACAGUAACUCCUCUGCUCAUUAUACUGUCAGUGAUGGCAGUAUCGAGGAUGUCCACAUACAAGAGGCAGAAGACUUCCACUUUGCAGACAUUGAUCUGCUGCCACCACCUGAGCUGUACGCUGACUCUCUGUGAGUGUUGUGUAUGUGUAUUACUGAUUCAUUAUCUUAUUCUGAUUGAUCGAGGUCAUACGUGUAUGAUUUUAACCCAUUGUAGGCAAAGGACUGUAAAAUAGCAAAAUCAUUUAGGGUUUUAAGUCCUCCAUUUAGAAAUCUGUAAGAGUCACAAGUGUUGUUUCUUUCCUCCACAGUGAAACAGACCUCUGUUGUUAAUGAGAAAUUCACAGCAUACAGUUCUUCAGUAGGUGGUUACUAAAAAGCAACUAUGUAGCACUUGCCUUUUUUAUUGAAAGGAGUCAAAUUAGACUUCAUUGCACAUACAGGGGACAUAAUUCUCUUUGUUUUGCAAAGUUUAUGCACUGAUUCUAAGAAGAAGAAAAAAAUUACUUUAUUGUGACAUUUUGAUGAAGAUGAAAUUUCAAGUUUAAAACCUCAAGUUUGCAUUGUGAGGAAGGAUGGGUAGAUUGAGGAUGCAUGACAGACAAGUGCAACUAUGGGUAAAGAAUUCAAAUUAAACUGGGAUAAGGCACUUUUUCUAGUAAUUAUUAAAUGGAAAAACUUACAACAUUUAGUGACUUGAAAGUAAAUCUCUAUUC